AUGUCUGCUAGAGAGGAAGGUCACGGCAUGGCGAUGGCAGAGAGAGGCACUGGAAAGAGGAGAGUGGGGAAGAGUAGUAAGAAGGGUGGAAAGACGAAGAGGAAUUACAAGUUCAAGGCAUUACCUCCUUCCUCUGCCAAGGUUUCAGUCAAGGACAAAAAGCUGUUCAAGAAGAGAGCGCGAGACUACAAUUCCGAUGAAGACGAUGAAGCUUCGAAACAACCAGAGGUGACCAUUCGCGAGAAGAUAUUCACCGAUGCUAACAUGGGGCCCAAUUACGACGAAAUUGAAGAGGAACAAUUCUCCGACAGGGACGAGAAUUCCGACGGGGAAGACCACGGGGAGAUUCACUCUGGAAUCACCAGGUUUGCUGCUGAUGGAUGCAGCGCCUUCAGAACCGCUUUCAAGGCCAUCAUGAAGAAGACCAAAGGAGAUGAUACAUUGGGUCCCGUUUUAUCAGCACACAAGCAUCUUAUUGCAGAGAAGCUAGCCGAAGAGGAAGCUGAAUGGAAGGCAAAGAGUCAGGCCAGAAAGGCGAAACAUUUGGUUGCUGAGAAAGGACAUGUUAAACCUGCAAGCUAUUUGGAUUCCCAUGAAAAGAUUCUUAUAGGUGUUGCCACGAAAGGAGUACUGACUCAGUUUCCUCCAUCAACUCCUGGAAUCACAGUGGUCAAACUAUUUAAUGCUGUUAACAAGGCUCAACAUGCUCAGAAAGGUUUGAAUCCUUCAAGGUCAAAAGACGCUAAAGUGUUAAAGAAGCGAAGAAAAGAAGCAUUCUUCUCGGAGUUGGGGAAAACAUCGAAAGGAGACUCUAAGGCUCAAACAUCUUCAAAUCCCAAUGGAGACGAAGCUCCUGCUUGGGCUCCUCUUUGUGAUAAUUAUAUGUUAGCAAACCCAAAGCUCAAGGACUGGGACAGAAAACAGGAAACAAGUGAGGGUGAUGAUUUUGCCGCUAUGUCAGGAGAUGAAAGUUAUGAAGACUGA
Arabis nemorensis is the source of this 984-nucleotide messenger RNA. Lineage: Eukaryota; Viridiplantae; Streptophyta; Magnoliopsida; Brassicales; Brassicaceae. The record is from the annotation of a GenBank genome assembly.